GUGGGAGGACUUGAAGUAGAAAGAGAGGGGAACGAGAGGCGCUUUGAUCCCUUUUAAUGAAGCAAGGGAGAGACCUAGGAAGCACGUUGGGUAGAUGAUGCGGUGCUGUUAGGCCGGAAGCUUCGGAAAGAAUGGAGAAGUCAGUCGACGCCUCCGCUGCGGCAACCGCGAACGGGGCAGCGGCUAUGGGCACGAAGAUGGACAAGAAGCAGAAGAAACUGAUGAGCGGACUUCCUGCAGGGGCUCGGUCGAUUACGCUGGAUCAGAUUCAAAAGGAUAGGCUGACGCAGACAGCGGCCGUGAAUUGGUCGACGCAGGUUGUGUCAAGGGCUGACAGGCCAGCAUUUAACCCAGGGCUGGUUAAGCAGAUAUAUGAUGACGAGCUUGUGAGCAAGACGAGGAGGACUGUGCCCCUGCAGAGGGUGAUGCUCCUGGAGAUCAGCCAGUACUUGGAAAACUACCUGUGGCCAAAUUUUGAUCCAGAGGCUGCCUCCUUUGAGCACGUCAUGUCCGUCAUUGUGAUGGUGAAUGAGAAGUUCCGAGAGAAUGUCCCUGCAUGGCGCUCCUUCCACCAGCGAGAAGACGUGUUUCCGCUCUUCUUUCGGCAAGUGUUGGCACUCAAAGAGGGCGAGCGGCAGAUGACGAUCCAGGAGCGCACCAAUUACCUGCUGUUCCUGAUCAACUGCUUCCAGAGCCUGGAGGACGAGAUGGUGCAGCGGCCAGUCUUGAAGCUGGUCUCUCUCCCGCUGUGGCAUGCCCUUUCUCCAGGUCGACGGCAGGCCCAAUUUAAAAGCUACGAGAAGAUGGGGGAGCUGUGGGACAGACUGCAGCGGCGAGAGGCCAAGGAGGCCAAGAAGGGCGGGGACCCACUGAGCAAGCCGGAGGUGCAAUUCAUGCCUGGGAUGCUUCACGAGUUUCUGCAGACUUUGGAGACAGUAAUCAGCACUGCUGAGGCGAAAACCGAUGGGGAUGAGCCAAUGACGGAGGCCGGCGCUGCGAUUGUUGAUGGUGCAGAGGGAGAGGAGGCCCCAAUAGCAGGCCAGGUCGACACCUCGAAGCUGCUGUACUGCGAGCGCUUUGUCGAGUUCCUGAUUGAUCUGCUGAGCCAGCUGCCGACGAGAAGGUUCUUGCAUGCCGUCGUGGAGGACUUCCAGAUCGUGGUCAAGUGCCGAAUGAGCACGCUCUUCUCGCAUCCCCGCGGCCGGCUCUUCACGCAGCUCGUGGAUCUUCUCAAGUUCUACAUGACGUUUGAGAUCAACAACCACACGGGUCACCAACUAGAGGAGGACGAAAUCCAGGAGGCGCACUGCCGGCGGCUGUACGACCUGCAGCUGCUGUGCUUCCAGCAGUGGCCGCAACUGCGCCCGCUGGCGCUCAGCCACGUGGGGGCCAUCGAACGGCGGGACCAGCUCGCGAAAUUCCUGGCGGUGCUGUCGGACGAGAAGCUGCGGACGCUGGUCACGGAGCAUUUGAAGCUCGUGUCGCCCGACGACUCUUGGAUCCACCGCCCCGGCUUCCUGCUCGAGGUCGUCCUGCAAAACUUCGAGCGGCGCCCGUCGCAGCGCGAGUUCGUCAACGAACUGCCGCUCUACCCCAACGAAGACGUUCUCUGGGACGAAAACCUGGUUCCGAGCAUUAACUACACCGGGGAGGGCUGCCUCGCGCUCCCAAAACUCAACCUGCAGUUCCUAACCUUCCACGACUACCUCCUGCGGAACUUUAACCUGUUUCGGUUAGAGUCGACGUACGAGAUCCGGGAGGAUUUGGGCGACGUUUUGCAGCGGGUGAAGGCGGGACGGAACCGGGACGAGGAAGUAGUGUUUGGCGGGUGGGCGCGCAUGGCGAUGCCCACGAAAGGGUUUAGGGUGACCGAGGUGCGGGCGCCAAACAUCGGGGAGGUGAAGCCCGCGCGGGUUUUGGCGGAGGUUAAGAUAACCGUGGCGGGGUUAAAGGACGUGGUGCGGGCGGAGUGGAACGACAUCAAGGAGCACGACGUGCUGUUUCUGCUGAGCAUACAGCCGGCCGUCGCGAACGAGGGGGAGGAGAACGGGGCAAAACAGGAGGGGGAAAGGAAGAGCGUGCCGGAGCGGUUCGGGUUGAAGUUUGUGCGGGGGGCAGAGGUGGUGGAGAUGAGAGACGAAGUCGGGACGCUGAUGAACGAUUUCAGCGGGCGGACGAAACGGGAGGACGUGAAGCCCCCGGAAGGGAACGAGCGAACAAUUGUAUUAGCGCUCGAUCAGGCGCAGUACCAGUUGGACGUGACGGCGACCGCGGAGCGGGGGGCGCCGGACGUCUACGCGGGGUUCAACCUGCUCGUCCGGCGGAAGCCGAAGGAGAACAAUUUCAAGGCGAUCCUGGAGUGCAUCCGCGAUCUGAUGAACGAGAAUAACAUCGUGCCGGAAUGGCUCAGGGAAAUUUUCCUCGGGUACGGAGACCCCGCGGCCGCGCAGUACCAAAACCUGCCGGAGAAGGAGCAGCUCCGGACGAUCGACUUCAAGGACACGUUUCUUAGUGCGGACCACUUGCGGGAGUCGUUCCCGGGUUCGGACGUCCGGUUCGUGGGUCAGGAUAACGAACCGGACACGGAACCGAAGCCGCCGUUCCGGGUCACGUUCCCUCCUCGGAAGGAGGAGAGCAGCACGCCGGUUAUCAAACCGCCCGCAAAACGGAAAGGGGUAGACGGGGAAGUCGCGAACGGGGGCUCGGCGAUGGAAGUAGAUGGGGCGAAGCAACUAGAGGCGGAGCCGAUCUUGGCGCAAAGUUAUGUGCCGCCGGACCCCGGCCCAUACCCGCAGAACCAGCCAAGGCAGAACAGCGUGCGGUUCACGCCCGUGCAGGUGGAGGCGAUCAAGUCGGGCGUUAACCCCGGGCUGACAAUGGUUGUUGGGCCCCCGGGGACCGGCAAGACCGACACGGCCGUCCAGAUCCUGAACGUGCUAUACCACAACUGCCCGGGUCAGCGGACGCUGCUCAUCACGCACUCCAACCAGGCGCUAAACGACUUGUUCGAGAAGAUCAUGCAGCGGGACGUGCCGGCGCGCUAUUUGCUGCGGCUGGGUAUGGGCGAAAAAGAACUGGAGAGCGAGCAGAACUUUAGCAGACAGGGCCGCGUGAAUGCCAUGCUCGCCCGCCGCAUCGAGCUCCUCGCCGAGGUCGAGCGCCUGGCGCGCACGUUGGACGUCCCCGCUGACGUGGCAUACACGUGCGAGAGCGCCGCGCACUUUUGGCUGCUCCACGUGCUGGCGCGCUGGGAAGAGUUCUCGGCUGCGUGCGAAGCCAGCCAGGAGCCGUCGAUCGUCAAGGAGAAGUUCCCGUUCAAGGAGUAUUUCAGCGACGUCGGCCGGAGUCUGUUCUCGGGGGUGUCGUAUGCGCGGGACAUGCGUGCGGCGACGGGGUGCUGGCGGCACUUGCGGACGAUGUUCCAGGAACUAGAGGAGUGCCGCGCCUUCGAGCUGCUCAAGACGACGGCGGACCGCUCCAACUACCUGAUGACGAAGCAGGCCAAGAUCAUCGCCAUGACGUGCACGCACGCCGCGCUCAAGCGCCACGACUUCCUAGACCUGGGGCUCAAGUACGACAACCUAGUUAUGGAGGAGAGCGCGCAGAUCCUGGAGAUCGAGACGUUCAUUCCCAUGCUGUUGCAGCGCCAGGACGACAACAUCGCGCGGUUGAAGCGGGUCAUCCUGAUUGGAGAUCAUCACCAGCUGCCGCCCGUGGUGAAGAACAUGGCGUUCCAGAAGUACAGCCACAUGGACCAGAGCCUGUUCACCCGCUUCGUGCGCCUGGGCACGCCGUACGUGGAGCUCAACGCGCAGGGCCGCGCGCGCCCAACCAUCGCGCGAUUGUACAACUGGCGGUACCGCCAGCUGGGGGAUCUGCCCGCCGUGCAGCAGCGACCAGAGUUCCAGGUGGCAAACGCCGGCUUCACCCACGAGUUCCAGUUCAUUGACGUCCCCGACCACCAGGGCCGCGGCGAGUUCGAGCCCAACCCGCACUUCUUCCAGAACCUGGGCGAGGCCGAAUACGUGGUCAGCGUCUACCAGUACAUGCGCAUGCUGGGCUUCCCCGCGCACAAGAUCUCCAUCCUCAGCACGUACAACGGCCAGAAGCACCUCAUCCGUGACGUCAUCGAGCGGCGGUGCGCGAACCACCCGCUGUUCGGGCGGCCGAGCAAGGUGACGACGGUCGACCGCUUCCAGGGCCAGCAGAACGACUACAUCCUGCUCAGCCUCGUGCGCACGCGCGUCGUGGGGCACCUGCGGGACGUCCGGAGGCUGGUGGUGGCCAUGUCCCGGGCGCGGCUGGGGCUGUACGUGUUUGGGCGGCGCGCCCUGUUUGAGCAGUGCUACGAGCUGCAGCCGACGUUCCAGACGCUGCUGCACAAGCCGGACAGACUGGAGCUGAACCUGGAUGAAAAGCGAACACCCACUCAGCGACGAGCCGGCGACGCUUCUUCCUCGUACCAGGUGUCCGGACUGGAUGAGAUGGCGCAGCUAGUAAACCACCGGUACGAGGACUGGGUCAGGGAACAGCAGGUGGAGGCCCAAAGGCGACAAGUUGCAGGGAGCCAAGUAGCAGCGGCACUGGCUUUUGCAGCGUCGAAGGGUUACGCUCCUGGGAGGGGAAUGGGCGUACCUACUGGUCCAAGUAGAGAAGAGGAUCUCGGAAAGACGAAGAUAAUGUCCAAAAAAAUGGAAGCGUAGACGAGACGUUGGUCUUCUAGCGACUGGUUGUGAUCAAGCGAGCUUUUGAUUCGCAAAUCUGCCGUGCAUGUGCAAUGUCCAACUGUUGUUCCACAUAGCUACUUUCAAUCUGAUCUCUUCAUGCCAACGCCUUUUUGCUGGCAC
Klebsormidium nitens is the source of this 4847-nucleotide messenger RNA. NCBI's taxonomy places the organism in Eukaryota, Viridiplantae, Streptophyta, Klebsormidiophyceae, Klebsormidiales, Klebsormidiaceae. The record is from the annotation of a GenBank genome assembly.